AAAAAGAAGAAGAAGAAGAAGAAGGCACUCCUUCACUCGGUGAGUUACUCUGAGUUUUAAGGGCUCGUUUUGCUCCGCGACGCUAAUCUUUACCGGCGGAUUUCAAACAACGGAGGGUUUAUUCUGCAUUUAAUGGUUUCGUUUCUACCGGUUAUAAAACAUCGCUGUGAAGUUUUCUGCGGUCCGUUCGGUGUGUUGCUCUCUGCUAACCGGAGCUUUAAUGGCGUCCGCAGGCUGUCAGACCAAGGAGAGACGCUUCUGUCUGCGGCCACCAUGGCUUCCUUUAGCGGUACCGGAGGGAGGCGAGAGAAGGGCCGGAAUAUCCAGGUGGUGGUCCGGUGCAGGCCUUUCAACACCAUGGAGCACAGGUCGUCUCACGGAGUCAUCGACUGCGACCAGAGCAGGAAUGAGGUGCUGGUCAGGACAGGCGGCGUGAACGACAAGUCCUCCAGGAAGACCUACACCUUCGACAUGGUUUUCGGCCCGGCUGCGAAGCAGAUCGAUGUCUACCGCAGCGUGGUGUGUCCCAUCCUGGACGAGGUUAUUAUGGGAUACAACUGCACCGUGUUUGCCUACGGUCAGACAGGAACCGGGAAGACCUUCACCAUGGAGGGGGAGCGGACUCCGAACGCGAGGUUCACCUGGGAGAAAGACCCGCUGGCUGGCAUCAUCCCCCGGACACUGCACCAGAUCUUCGAGAAGCUCAGCGAGAACGGCAGCGAGUUCUCCGUCAAGGUUUCUCUGCUGGAGAUCUACAACGAGAAGCUGUUCGACCUGCUGAGCCCCACCGAGGACGUCAACGAGCGCCUACAGCUGUUUGACGACCCCCACAACAAGCGCGGCGUGGUGGUGAAGGGGCUGGAGGAGGUGGUGGUCCACAACAAGAACGAGGUUUACCAGAUCCUGGAGCGAGGAGCAGCCAAGAGGCGGACGGCCUCCACCCUGAUGAACGCCUACUCCAGCCGCUCCCACUCCGUGUUCUCCGUCAUCAUCCACAUGAUGAAGAUCACCCUGGAUGGCGAGGAGCUGGUGAAGAUCGGCAAGCUCAACCUGGUGGACCUCGCCAGCAGCGAGAACAUCGGCCGCUCCGGAGCUAUGGGCCAGCGGGCCCGCGAGGCCGGGAACAUCAACCAGUCGCUGCUGACGCUGGGCCGGGUCAUCACCGCCCUGGUGGAGAAGAGGUCCCACGUCCCGUACAGAGAGUCCAAACUCACCAGGAUCCUGCAGGAUUCGCUGGGCGGACGCACUAAGACCUCCAUCAUCGCCACCGUGUCGCCGUCCUCCAGCAACCUGGAGGAGACGCUGAGCACGCUGGCGUACGCCAGCCGAGCCAAGAACAUCAUCAACAAACCCGAGGUCAACCAGAAGCUCACCAAGCGGACCCUGAUCAAGGAAUGCACGGAGAUCGAGCAGCUCAAACGGGACCUGGCCGCCACCCGAAAGAAAAACUGUGUUUUCCUUUCAUCAGAGAAAUAUGAGAACAUGGUGACCCAGAUCACGGCUCAGGAGGAGCAGAUCGUCAUGAUGGAGGAGGAGCUCAAGAAGGUGAACGAUCUGUUCCUGGACAGUAAGAGCCGGCUGGAGCAGCGCAGCAUGGACCUGGAUGAGAAGCAGCAGAGGCUGGAGGAGACCAGCAGGCAUCUGGAGAAGACCAAGGAGAAGCUAGUGGAGGAGAUCGUCUGCUCGGAGCUCAGCUCGGCCCACGAGUCGCUGUACAGCGCCGUCGGACAGCUGCAGAGCGCCGUCGGUGAGAGCACCGGCGACGUGUCGGGUCUCCACGCCAAGCUGGACCGCAAGACCAAGGUGGAGCAGCACAACAUGCAGAUGCAGCAGAGCUUCUCCCAGAGGAUGGACGGCGUCUUCAGCAGCCUGCAGCGCAGCGUGCAGCGUUACGGCGCCGCCCACAACCGCAUGCUGACCGGCUACGCCCACGCUGUGGACGGCCUGCUGGUGGGGAACGAGGCCACGCUGCGGGUUGCUGUGGAAACGCUGGCGCUGGAGGCGGACGGCGCCGCCUGCUGCCGGGAGAAGGUGGAGCGGCACGAGGCGCUGACCCGGGAGCAGAGGGAGGUUCUGCUGCAGCUGCUGGAGGAGCACCAUCAGGAUGUGCAGGAUGUUCUGGACGUGCGGACGCUGCCGGGUCUGACCGCCAUCAGGGAGCUCAGUGACGCCCUGCAGGUUUCCAUGGAGACGCAGCGGGAUCUGGCCGAUCAGGUGGGUCCAAACCCGGAUUCAGGCCCGGUUCUGAUCAGAGGAAGACUGGAGGAGCUGAAGCAGCAGAUCCAACGGGCCCAGCAGCGCCACCAGCAGGGGAUGAACCGGACCAUAAAGGUCCUGCAGAACCAGAUGAACCUGGUUACCAUGGAAACCCAGCAGGACUACAGCAAGCUGCACUUGGCCUCCAGUACCCUGCAGGGCCUGGUUGAGGAGCUGCAGCAGAACCUCAGCAGCCGCUGCGGCACGGUGGAGCAGCGUUCUUCGUCGCAGGCGGCGCGUCUGCUCUCCUCCUCCUCCUCUCUGGCCUCUUCGCUGCGCCAGGCGGCCCGUCAGAACCGGGUUGUGCUGGAGGAGAUGAGCGACCGCUCUUCGGACCUCCACGGCGCUGUGUCAGGCCUGGUGGAACGGGACGCAGAGUGGACCUCCAGAACCAGGGAGCAGGCGGCCCGCCGGGCCCAGGACCAGCUGGUUCUGAUGGAGCAGCUGGCAGAAAAGGCCCAGAGUCUCAAUCAGGGUGUGGAGACUCGAGGUGCCGAGAUGCUUCGGGCCGCCGAGGCGGACCUGAGAGGCCGGCAGAAGGAGAACCGGCAGGUUCUGACGGAUGUCCAGAAGCAGAUGGGUUUGGACCAGGCAGUUCUGGAGCGGAAGCGGGUGGAGCUGCAGGAACAGCUGGAUGCGGGUCAGCAGCUGGUCCGAAGGUUCCUGCUGGAGGAGCUGCAGCAGGACGUUCCUACUGGUGUGACUCCUCGGCGCCGGGGGUUUGUUUAUGGAAGGGUUCUGAAGAGGAGCGUCAAGCGCAGCAAGCUGCCAAGGAUGAGGCAGAAGGAGGCGGAGGAGGAGGACAGGCAGAGCAAGGACUCCCUGGAGAACGAUCUCAGCUCCUGCUGCAAGAAUCUGGCCGCCGAGCCGCCCUUCGUCGACGAGAAGAAGAAAGACAGCAGGAAGAAGUACCCCAUCAGGUCAAAAAUGGCGGCCAGCAAAGGCCAGGGCCCUCCAUAAAGUCGCCGCUGCGCUAAGGAGAACUGAACCUGCCGCAUGUAAAU
Molecule: messenger RNA, 3260 nt
Organism: Xiphophorus hellerii (green swordtail)
Lineage: Eukaryota; Metazoa; Chordata; Actinopteri; Cyprinodontiformes; Poeciliidae
Product: kinesin-like protein KIF11
Exons: 27
Coding region: 133-3216 (1027 amino acids)
Biological process (GO): microtubule-based movement; spindle elongation; mitotic spindle assembly
Cellular component (GO): spindle microtubule; mitotic spindle; nucleus
Molecular function (GO): ATP binding; microtubule binding; plus-end-directed microtubule motor activity
Source: RefSeq, a predicted model, not a curated record